Messenger RNA from Toxorhynchites rutilus septentrionalis, 1269 nucleotides. Its product is annotated as mitochondrial inner membrane protease subunit 1. The coding region runs from base 165 to 836 and encodes 223 amino acids. Lineage: Eukaryota; Metazoa; Arthropoda; Insecta; Diptera; Culicidae. Gene Ontology annotation, cellular component: mitochondrial inner membrane peptidase complex; membrane. The record is from RefSeq and is a predicted model, not a curated record. The transcript has 2 exons. Gene Ontology annotation, molecular function: serine-type endopeptidase activity.
CUUCAUGUAAACAGUUAUUUUCAGUUCCUAUUGGAAUUUAAUGUAAACAGUUUAUUUGUCCAAUUGUCAAAAUCAGCUGAUAAAUACAUGCAUCUAUAUGCAUGGGGUGAAAGCGUUUCGGCCACCUUCGCUUGAGAAAACAUUCGUUCACCUGAGUUCCAAAAAUGUUCAAAGUACUAUCGAAAUUGGCCGGCAUCUGUGGCUAUGUGGUCCAAUAUGGUUGCAUAACCCACUGCACUUUCGAGUAUUUGGGUGAUUUUGUAGUGUGCGUUGGACCCUCGAUGGAACCAACACUGCACACGAACAAUGUUCUGUUAACCGACAGAAUCAGUCCCCGGCUGAACCAUCUCCAGCGGGGUGAUAUCAUUAUCACCAAGAGUCCCACCAAUCCGAUGCAGCAUGUGUGCAAGCGAAUCGUCGGAGUGCCCGGGGAUACAAUCUUAACCCGAGUGUCGUACAAUCUGAACCCAAUAUCGAACAAUUACACGACGUACACGACGGUCGUCCCACGGUCAUCGAGUCGGGAAGUCAGUGGGAAGCAGUUAAAGUUACGAUGGAAGGCAGAUUUUGUUUCUGAUUCGGUGAGGCCAGGAAACGAUGCACCGCGUGAGGUUGUCCCGAGCUCCACAGUAGCAGAGCAGACGUCGGAAGAGCCACCUCGUCAGGAAGCUAGAACCGGUGUUAUCACGGUUCCAAAGGGUCACUUGUGGAUCGAAGGCGACAAUGUGCAUAACAGUUCGGAUUCGAGGAAUUACGGCCCAGUUCCUAUCGGAUUGGUUAAAAGUCGAGCAGUUUGCCGAGUUUGGCCACCGGCGGAAUUUAAAGUACUUGCCUAGUGUGUGGUGUGUAGUGCUGGAUGUGAUUUAAGCGUAAUUUAUUGUGAAUGUCAAUUGUGUGUUACCUCAGUACAUUAGGCGCGAAUGAAAACUUCGUUUCCAUUAGGUUUUAAAUAAAUUAUUGUAUUUGUGUAAUACUCAAUAAUUUUUGUUACAUUUAGUUGGAAUUUCAUUUUAUCGGAAGAGUUUGGCAAAUAGCUACACUGCAGUUCUGCGCAUAGUUGUCCCAUGUUCCAAAAUCAGCAACUGAGAAAAACGCAAUCGAAGUUUUCUAGCAUAUUUUUCUACCAGAAGCGUUUAGCAUUUCCGUUUGGCACUACACCGGGUUUUUUUUUAAUAAGCAGUAAACUACUGUUCAAUGAAAUAUGAAAUGUUCCCCUCACUUGAAUCAAUCAAGCUUGAUUACGGUUCGAAAAUACAUGGUGGGACAGUU